AUGGUACCACCCGCGCAUCAGUCUGCCGCUCCGAUACCGCUGCUGCGUACAGCCAAGCAACCAUGCCUUUCAAUGCCAGCUCGAUCCAGAAAAGCAGUAAAUCUGCCGCACAGCAUGCCAUCGGCUGUAGCAGGCCCAUCAGCGCCACCUCAUACCACCUUGAGCCAACGAUUUCGACGCGCAAUACAACAAGUCGAUCUCGCCUCCGCUCAGCGUAUUGCUGCUAGAGCGUUCGAGUUGCAGUUCUUGUCUGAUCCAGCAAAUUACGAUGUGCAUGUCCAAUCCAUCGGACAGAGCGGGCCACGUCCGCCCAAAGCCGCCCUGCGCGCAGUACAGGCACAGCGACCUUCGUCGGCGCGUCCUUUCGACAUUCGCAACGUCGACCCUCUUCCCGAGCGCAUCGGCCUCACAAAGAGUCACCACCAUCGCAAAUACACACUCGCCAUCUAUGACGAGCCACUCGACUACCAUACUGUCAACGCUGACCCGAGCCUGAUGAUUGCUAUCAGAAGCAACGCCGAUGUCGAACUGGUUCGAUGGCUCAUCGAAAUGGGUCACGAGUACAAUGCGCCCAGCCUCGACGCGGACGGCCAUACCAUACUGCACUUAGCAACGCUCUAUGACCGAUCCGAUAUCAUCUACGCCUACUCGACAUACACAACCAGCCAUGUCGCAUCUACUCUGGCAGAUCUCAUCGAUGCCGAGACGCUGCACGAUUGCCGAACAGCGCUUCACCUAGCCUGCAUUCGCGGCUUUGACGACGUAGCACGCCAGCUUCUGGAUCUUGGUGCUGACCUAGACCUGCAGGAUCGUGCCGGCAAUACUGCGCUCCACUUUGCAUCCGCCUGGGGUCACCUCUCGCUGGUGCAGCUGCUCAUAGAACGAGGCUGUUCGCUCGCCGUUCAGAACACCGAGGGUUCCACCGCCUCAGAUUACGCCUACUCGCACAGUGUCAAAGAAGCGCUCGAGACGCUCGGCCGUGUCCGUUACGAGAGUCGCAAGAAGAUUCGACGUGUUCCUGUAGCCGCUGUGAUGCAUGCUGCGCCCCGAAAUGCAGCGUCUGCGCAUGUAGCGUCGCCUCAGGCGGACGAGUCAAGCGCAUCCGACAGGUCCUUGCGAUCUCGGCCUUUUCCCUCCUUCCUAAGUCGCAACGGAUCUCACAGUGGAGCACACAGAACUAGCACAGCAACGCCCAUGCACACUUCAUUCGCCGAAACUGGCGCUGAUCAGACACCAGAGCUGUACGCUGAUUGGGAUCCGGAGAAAACGUUUGCACAGCCAGGGCAGGAUCUCUUCCCUAGCAAUCGUGGCGCAUUCUCAUCCCCACCCGUACAGCGGGUCGCCAGUCCGGCGUAUCAGUCGACUCAGGGUCGCGCGUCAAUCGAUUUGUACAGCGAAGUACUCAAUCAGUCGCCUCGUGCCCCUGCAAGUAGAAGCAUGGCGGCUGCUCCGAUCAUCUCGCACGAAUACACACUCUCACCUCAGCCACGAUCUCUGGCGCAGUCACCACCAACAAUGCUACCGCCCACUGCCAAUGGCAUGUUGCCGGACAGCGCUUCGGGCACCGAUAUCAAACGGUCGCUUUCGCCCAAUCUUGGACCUGCCAUUCGACGUACACCGAGUCCAGGAAAUGUCGGUGCUUCUGCCGAUAAAGUUAGAAUGCAAGACGCUGCUGCUAUGUCGCUAUUCCGCAGCGCGUCGCCGCAGCCAAGUCUCGUGCCGGGUAGAAUCGAUACGCCCCCGACUGGCUACAUGAUACGAAGCGAGUGCCCCUUGUCGCUGACGACGAACCGGGCUGGGAAAAUCAGUGUCAAGUCUCCACCACCGCUCGAAGCAACGGGGACAAGGAGCAUGUAUGGCUCGACCAUGACGAGCGAUGGUGCCACUAGCAGCGACAAAGUCAGCGUGGCAGCCGCAGCGGACCGAAGUAGUGAGGGUCCGCCGCUGCUAGCACCUAUCGCAACUUUACCGAGGCGCGCUGAAGCAGACGACACAACCAAAAGCCCAGAUUCAUCGAUAGAUGCAAGAUCGAGUACAGACGUAUACGACGCGUCGCAGCAUUUCAUGGCUGACACACGUCGCGAUUCGAGCGCUUCCACUCCGAGACCGGCCGAAGAUCGCGAGACGUUUUGA
Molecule: messenger RNA, 2133 nt
Organism: Mycosarcoma maydis (corn smut)
Lineage: Eukaryota; Fungi; Basidiomycota; Ustilaginomycetes; Ustilaginales
Exons: 1
Coding region: 1-2133 (710 amino acids)
Molecular function (GO): protein binding
Source: RefSeq, a predicted model, not a curated record